CGCGAAACGAUCGAGAAACAUACGAGAUUAUUAUAUACGAUAUCGAAAACGAUAAUUUUUUUGAAUUACCUAUUUAAUUAGUUUGAAAAAUUAAUUGCGUGGAACUAUUAAAUUUUUUUUAGUGAGUUUUUCCGUUGGUGUUUUUAUUGUGAUUUAUUUUUUUUUUCUGGAAAAAAGCCAACAAAAAAUGAAGAGCGCACUUAUUAACUUCACCAUUGUCUUUAUUAUUUUGAUGGGACUACAUCAACAAGUAGUGGCCAGGCCUAAUUUCAAUAGCCGAGUGAAGAGAGUAUCAGAUCCACACUUUUCGGACUUAGAAACCAGAGUUGCUCUGCACAAAAUCAACGGCAUCGCCAUAACGUUGCCAGUGGCGGCUGGCAGAGAUCUUGACAAAAUUGGUCGCAAACGUAGAUCCGGUAGGUCUGGUAGAUCCCAAUCCCGAUUCCUCGAAGCACUUUUCAACCAGUCGGACGAGGAUCAGGGUGAUCCGCAAGCCGAACUGAUCCUGCCGAACACUUACGAAGACCUGUUCUACGACUAUAAAAAGUAAACGGAAACAAGCAAUCGACGAUCACGUGGCCAUUGAUACUUAAAUUUUUUGUAUUUUUCGUUGUAACUUUGUGUUGAUUUGGUUGGCAGAAGAUUUUCAAGAAAAAGAUCUCGAAAAAUCCUGCUUCGCAGUUACUUUCCUAUUUAAAUAUUAGGUUUAGAGACUGAAAGAAGUUGUGCUAAUUUUGAAGGAUCAUCAAUCAAACAAAACUAAGAAGAAUUUUUUUUUGUAGAAGUGUGCAAUUAUGUAUUAAGCACCUACUUCUUCUAUUUUAAUAUUUAUAUUAUAAGCCGAAGAUAUAUCGGAUUUUUGACAUUCCAAAAAAUUGCUUGAAUAAAAAUGGAAGACAUCGAGCAGCAAGCAAUAUCUGAAAUCUAUUACCAUUUUUGAUGUCAUCACCUCUUGCGUAGGUCUAUGAAGGUAUCUUCACUUAAAUUAAGUUGUGUUGAUGGGAGAUGUUCUAAAAAUGGUAAAUAACAGAUUAUUAAUCAAAAAGUUUUUUUUUAUUCGAAUCUCAUUUAUAUUUUCUUUGUAUUGUGUUCUUUCCUUUUAACAUCUCCCCUAGUCAUUGAUUGAAAUUAUCAGUAUUACUAAGUAUACGAUCUAAUUAUAUUUGUUAUAAAAAAAAAAUCUAGUCUUUAUUAUAAGUAAAUUAUUUUUAGUUUAAGUAAUAUCUUUAGGCCAUAAAUUGUGUCUUCUCAAAGCAAAAAUUAAUAUAAGUAAUUUAUUACAAAAAUAUUAUUUCAUUGUAUUCCUAAUUUAGUAAUAAUAUCCUUUUUGGCUUUGAGAAAACUGAAAAGUUAAAUAGUAAUAAAAUAGUAAGUAAUAAUCAUGAGAUUUAAAAGCGGUUGUGCAUAUCGAAAAUAUAUUACAAAAUAAAAAUAUAAAUUAAAUGCAGCAGUUAUAGAAUGUAAAUAUGUAUUUUUUUUUUUUAAAUGUUAAAAUAUGUAUUAUUGUAAUUAUGGAUUGUGCGUACAAUGUUUUGUUGAAAUUGUCUGUAUGUUGUUUUUUUUUUAAUUAUUAUUAAGUAUUUAUUUGUAUUUUAUUAAUUUAUUUUUUUUAUAUUUAAAUAUAAACUGCUCUGUCGUUAACUUUUGGUGUUUUUAGCCUUUUCUUGAUGUUAACAGGAGUUAUUAAUAAAGUAAAGAUUCUUGACAUAAGGCCCAAGCGCUGGCUAGUAAGUUAAUGCCCAUACAAGAACAUUGUGUAACCGAACUGCAACCACCAAUAUAAAGAUGCAGCUCGGGUUCCUAGAUACUGUAUAAUUUAUGCGCCAGCACAUUUCACAGACAGGGAUGUUUUGAGGAACAAGGGACAACGGACCCUUUCUUGCUGCGAUUGCGUUAUGCGAAACAGUUGGUCAACACGACAAAAAUACGCUCUCGAGUAUUUUCUUAUUGUCUAUCACUAUAAUAAUAAUUAUGUUAAAUAAACUAUAUUUCUUUUCUUGAAUAAAC
Messenger RNA from Ceutorhynchus assimilis (cabbage seed weevil), 2007 nucleotides. The record is from the annotation of a GenBank genome assembly. NCBI's taxonomy places the organism in Eukaryota, Metazoa, Arthropoda, Insecta, Coleoptera, Curculionidae.